AUGUCCCUUGACUUUGAUUCCUAUUUUAGGAAAUUAGAUCCCCAGAACACUUGGAUCGUCAAACGCCUUACUGGUGGGCUAGUCAAUGUUACCGUCCGGGCUGUGAGGGACGAUGCGAAUAAGCAAAACACAGCAGCUGAUAAGCCUGGGCCAUUUGGAAAACAUCAGAGCCUGAUAUUGAAAUAUGCCCCGCCUUUCGUAGCAAGUGUGGGCGAAGGCGCGCCAUUCGAUCAGAUUAGACAGAUUGUAGAGAAAAACGCCCUCACACUAUUCUCUGAACCUGAUGGGCCGCUUAAGCUCAUGACGUCAAAAGCAUCUGUCCGGGUACCGGGCCUUAUAUCCCAUGAUGAAGAGCAUCAUAUCCUAGUCCUUGAAGACCUAGGCACUCUGCCGCCAUUAUCAGACCACCUUUCAGCCUCUUGGCUGCCUUCUCAAAGCUCAACCUGGCCCUCACUAACUGGGACUCUUUUGCUGGAAAAUCAUAAGCUAUGUCUUUGUAUUGGUGAAAAGCUAGGCGAAUUUUUUGCAGAUUUCCACGCUGAGGAGACCUUGAAUUCGAUCAAGUCAUAUGGCAAUGACCCUACGAUGACUUGGUUCGAGAACGGCAGUAUGAAGGAGGUAGUGCGAGAAGCAGCGGUGUCAACUAUAAGACGGUAUCUUUGUCAGUUCAACUGUGUUGAAUCAGAGGAACUUAGCAAGAUUGUUGAAGAAGACUUUGAGCGCCAGGAAGUGUUUGAUGGAGAACAGUGUUUUAAUGUCGGUGAUCUGUGGCCAGGGGGUAUUCUUAUUGGCCUUCCAUCAAAAACUUCGCAAGACUUGACAGCGGUCGUCGAAGAAAAUAACAUCGGGGUUAUCGACUUUGAAUUCUCCGGUCUUGGGAGAGGUGUAAACGGCGACAUGGCACAACUUCUUGCUCAUCUCCAUUUAUACUCCAUUGCGUGGGGAAAUUGUGGUGAGCAGUUUAAGCCCAUCCACAAAGGCGUUCUUGCACUGGCUGAGGGACUUUGUUCAUCGUAUACAAGACACAGCUAUUCCGCCAAAGCACCAUGGCAGCUUUACUCUGCUAGCUUGCAGCCACCUGCCUCAUCCCACGCCGCUGGAAUAUUUCGGUCAGCUCUUAUCUUACAUGGACGGGAAGUGAUAAAUAAUGCGGUUGAGAAUGACUGGAGUAGCUACUGCAUAAAAACGUUCGACGACAGCCAAAGGGCCGACGGGAAGGAUACCAAUUUGACCAGAAAGAUGGUAGAUACAGGAGUCAGCUGCCUCCAGAUGGCUGGCCGUACCAUCGAGGAGUUUGUCCAAGCCGAUAACUGGAAGCGAGUCUGCUGUAGCAAGGAGUCGUCAAUGAUUGCUAGAUUGUUCAAUGUCGGUUCCUAG
This is a messenger RNA of Arthroderma uncinatum, 1377 nucleotides long. RefSeq lists its product as uncharacterized. The record is from RefSeq and is a predicted model, not a curated record. Lineage: Eukaryota; Fungi; Ascomycota; Eurotiomycetes; Onygenales; Arthrodermataceae. The transcript has 2 exons. Bases 1 to 1377 code for a protein of 458 amino acids.